Molecule: messenger RNA, 2520 nt
Organism: Impatiens glandulifera
Lineage: Eukaryota; Viridiplantae; Streptophyta; Magnoliopsida; Ericales; Balsaminaceae
Product: G-type lectin S-receptor-like serine/threonine-protein kinase At1g11410
Exons: 7
Coding region: 13-2520 (835 amino acids)
Biological process (GO): recognition of pollen; protein phosphorylation
Molecular function (GO): protein serine/threonine kinase activity; ATP binding
Source: RefSeq, a predicted model, not a curated record
UUAUCUGUUUUAAUGUUAAUUAUCUGUCUGCUUUCCCAACAACUCUGUUGCAACUCACUAGACACCAUAACCGUCGACAACCCUUUAAAGGACGACGGCAGAAGCUUCAUCGUCUCCAGCGGUGGAAUCUUUGGUCUUGGAUUCUUCAGCCCCGGCAAGUCAUCCACUAACCGAUAUGUCGGAAUUUGGUACUUAUUCUCCAACCAAACCGUCGUCUGGGUUGCCAACAGAGACAACCCUGUUCCUGAUUCCUCCGGCGUUCUCUCCCUGGACGGAACAGGAAACCUUGUAAUCCUCUCAUCCUCAUCCGGAUCAGACCCAGUCUGGUCAACCAAUGUCAACUCAACCUCGGGCUCAGGGAAUCAGGUUUCUUGUCAACUUUUGGAUACAGGGAACUUGAAAUUGGUUGACGGAGAAGAAGAAACGGUAGUAUGGCAGAGCUUCGAUCAUCCCACAGAUACUUGGCUUCCAUUCAUGAAACUGGGUCUGGACAGAAAGACAGGUCUAAACCGUUUCAUUACUUCAUGGAAAUCCAAAGAUGAUCCCGGAACAGGGGAAUUCUCGUACCAAAUAGAUCUUAUAUCCGCUCUGCCCGAGAUGAUCUUUCAACAGGGGAUUACGAAUCGGAUAUGGAGAACCGGACCAUGGAUGGGACGCGGUUGGGUCGGAGUACCACAGAUGGCAAGAACCGAUUUUAUUUUCACGACCAGUUUCAUUAACAGUCCAGAUGAAGUGAGUGUAACGUAUGUCAUGUCGAACGAUUCGAUCUUGACUAGGGUCGUGGCAAAUGAGUCGGGAAUUCUUGAGAGACUGACGUGGAAGGAUUCGGAUCGUCAGUGGCAUGCGUUUUGGACAUCGAAAACGGAAGAAUGCGAUCAGUAUAAUCACUGCGGCGCGUUCGGAAACUGCGACCCACAAAUGACGCAGAGCAGUUUUAAGUGCAUAUGCUUACCUGGGUUUGAGCCAAAUUCGACGACUGAUUGGAACACCAUAAGAGAUGGUUCGGACGGGUGUGUGAGAAAGAAAGAUCGACCGGUUUGUGGGGAAGCAGACGGGUUUAUUAAGGUGGAGCAAGCUAAGUCACCUGAUACCAGAGUGGCUCGAUUGAACUGGAAUAUGGGAGUAGAAGCAUGCAGAGAAGAAUGCCUCAAUAAUUGCACAUGCACUGCUUAUGCAAGUGCUGAAGAUCCUGAUCACUGUAUAACUUGGCACGAAGAACUGCUCGAUAUCAGACUCGUUCAAGGUGGAGGCCAGAACCUCUACGUACGCGUCGCUGCCAUCGAAUUAGCUGAAUAUUUGAAGUCGCAGCGGUCAGUUAAGGUCAGGCAUAAACAACAAAUGGUGUACAUAAUUGUGAUCUUUACCUCUAUAGCAUUAGCCAUUGGAGUCUUAUUUAUGGUUUACUGGUUCAUAAUAGUUAAAAGGAGAAAAGAGAGAAAGAUAAAGGAAAGACAAAUACUGCUUACUCCAGCUGACAGUUCAUCGAUUGAACCUUCCACAACAGGAAAGCCUUUUGAGGAUUUCCCAUUUUUCGAACUUAGUACCAUUGUUGCAGCCACAAACAAUUUUUCCAUUUCAAACAAACUCGGACAAGGCGGAUUUGGCUCGGUUUAUAAGGGAUGUUUAAAGGAUGGAGUAGAGAUUGCUGUGAAAAGAUUAGCGAAAAGUUCACAUCAAGGCAUCGAAGAAUUUAAGAAUGAAGUUUCGUUAAUUGCCAAACUUCAACAUAGAAAUUUGGUGAGGUUGUUAGGAUGUUGUGUUGAACAUCAUGAGAAGGUUCUCGUAUAUGAAUACUUACCAAAUAAAGGCUUGGACUCAUUCAUUUUCGAUGAAGAGAAAUGUUCUCAACUAAAUUGGGAGAAACGGUAUAACAUCAUUUUGGGAAUUGCAAAGGGAAUGGUUUAUCUUCACCAAGAUUCUCGGUUGAGGAUAAUUCACAGGGACUUGAAAGCUAGCAAUGUUUUGUUAGAUAAUGAGUUGAAUCCUAAAAUCUCGGAUUUUGGAAUGGCAAGAAUUUUUAAAGGCAAUCAAAAUGAAGCAAAUACAAUAAGGGUAGUUGGAACAAUCGGUUAUAUGCCUCCCGAAUAUGCCAUGGGAGGAUUAUACUCGAUAAGAUCUGAUGUCUUUAGUUUCGGUGUUGUAUUGCUCGAGGUUAUAAGUGGAAGGAAAAAUAACAGUUAUUAUCGAGAGAACACGAUUAAUUUAAUCGGACAUGCUUGGGAAAAAUGGAAAGAAGGAAAGACCUCUGAUAUAAUUGACUCGAGGAUGGGAGAUUUAUGGCCAAACCAAGAAGUUUUGAGAUGCAUUCACAUAGGACUUCUAUGUGUGCAAGAACAUGCUAUGGACAGACCAACUAUGUCGGAAGUUGUUUUCAUGAUAUGCAAAGAUAUGUCUUUACCUUCUCCAAAGCAGCCCGCUUUCAUCUUCAACGGACAAGACAUGAAUGCAUCGGAUUCAUCGACGAGCAUUAAAGUGAACUCCAUAAACAACCUUAGCAUUACUGAGAUCAUAGCUAGAUGA